Penicillium brasilianum is the source of this 5161-nucleotide messenger RNA. NCBI's taxonomy places the organism in Eukaryota, Fungi, Ascomycota, Eurotiomycetes, Eurotiales, Aspergillaceae. The record is from the annotation of a GenBank genome assembly.
CUCCGACCGCGAAAACCUAAGGGGAUUUAACCGAUGUCAGAUUAGGACAAAUUGCGCGAUAUUCGGAGUAUUGAAGGACUAUAAUCACAUGUGACGGCUUAUUCUUUAUCGGACGCAAAUGAGGCGGCGAUUGGACCCAAGUUCGCUGUCAAUCCUGCAUUUCGGCUCUGCUCCGGUUAUCUCCUCAAUCGAACCUCCGGCCUUGUUUCUAGCCUUUAUUCCAUCUCCUGAAGUUGCCAAAUAUGACGAUUGAUGAUCGGAAUGUUCCCACAUGGCUUCCCAAGUCCUCUGGGAACUGCGCAAGGGGGCGAUCUGCAGACCAACCUACUACUACCGUGAACACGGUUGAGGGAGCGACGAAACAGCCAACGGUGAAUGGAGUAACGACGAGUGAGAAGGACGAAAACCAUGCAACUGCAAAGGAGGUUACAUCCAACGAAUUUUCAGCAACUGUGGAACAUUGGCAAAACGUCCUUGCAGAAGGCGAAAGUUCACCAUAUCCGACCCUACCACCGUUUGUCGAUCAGCCAGAAGCAGACAAAGAGGUAGAAUACCAAUUCUCCAAGCCUCGGGGACUCUUUGGAGAUGUUUCAGUAUCGACACUAGUCCGUGCAGCAUGGGCCUUGAUCACCAGUUCCAUGACAGACUCGGAUGAUGUUGUGUUUGGCUCGACAUCAUUUGGAGGAGACACAACAAUUCCGGUGCGCGUAAAGCUGAACUUCAAUCAGAACGUUCAAGGAUACCUAAGCGAGGCCCAACAGCAAGCCAUUGAGGCGAUUCCUUACGAGCCGGUGGAAUUGGAUCAAAUAGCCGAGUCAUCCAUUGACUACCGAAAGGCUUGCCCGUUCCAAACGGUCCUUGUCCAGUCACAGGGUGAUGGCGUACUGAAGCAGUUCAGUAGAUAUGGUCUUGCGAUACAGAUUCAGCUGGUCGAAAGCCAGAUCAACGCCAAGGCCUCCUUUGACUCAAGAGUGAUUGAGCCAUUACUGGUUUUCAAGCUGCUACGUCGCCUCGAAUUUGUGAUGCAUCAACUAAAUAGCGCAACCCCGGAAAAGACACUCAAGGAGCUUGAGAUUGUCCCGCCCCUGGAAUUAGACCAGAUCCGCGAGUGGAAUAGCGGUGUUCCGCCAGUGGUUGAGCGAUGUAUUCAUGACAUCGUCCAGGAGCGUGCACAGGCUGACCCCGGAGCACAGGCAGUCUGCGCAUGGGAUGGCGAGCUGACAUAUGGCGAGCUGGAUGAUCUCUCAUCCAGGGUGGCCUCUCACCUCGUGCAUCUCGGUGUUGGCCCCGAGAAGGUCGUACCGCUAUGCUUCGAGAAGUCGAUGUGGACUGUUGUGGCCAUGCUUUCCGUUCUCAAGGCCAGUGGCACCUUCAUCCUUCUGGAUCCCAGUCUCCCUGAAGGCCGAAUUCGCAAUAUCAUCGAGAAAGUGCAGGCUGAAACUGGAAUUACAUCCAAAUCCUGCCAAAACCGACUAUCCAGCUUCGUGCAUGAAACGGUCGUGCUUUCCCAUGAAGCAAUGCAAUCGUUGAAAUCACAAAGCCAGGGAUUGCUGUCGCAGGUGCCAAAGGCCGUUCCUAGCAACUCUGCUUAUAUCAUUUUUACAUCGGGUAGUACUGGAGACCCAAAGGGCUGCGUUGUCGAGCACCGAUCAUACUGCUCAGCUGCGAACGGCCAUGGAAAGAUUUUGGGCUUCAGCAAAGACACACGUGCUCUGCAGUUUGGCUCCUACAACUUUGCCGGGGCUAUAAUGGAGAUGGUUAUGACCAUGAUCUACGGAGGCUGUAUUUGCAUUCCCUCGGAAGAGGACCGCAGCGUCAACCUGGCCCAGACGAUUGACAAGCUGAACGCGAAUUGGGCCUUUUUGACCUCGACUGUGCUGGCCCUCCUUCACCCUGACGACGUCCCUUCGCUGCGCACAAUCUGCAUCGGCGGUGAGCCCAUUCGGAGCUCUCAGAUCAGGGAGUGGGCCCCGAAGGUUCGUCUGCGGCAGACCUACGGUAGUGCAGAGACUGCUGCUGUUGUCUCUUCGGCCGCACUCGAUCCAUCCUCUGUGGUAACGAGUGUUGGAAAGGCGACUACAUGCAGAUGCUGGCUCACCAGUCCAACAGACACCAACCAGCUUGUGCCAAUCGGCGCACCUGGUGAGGUCGUCUUUGAAGGACCAGUGAUCGGACGGCAUUACAUUGGCAAUUCGCAGAAGACAGCUGAGGCCUUUAUCAAGGCACCAUCCUGGAGAGCUGCGCUCGGUCCUGUUGCUUCCUCGUCGCGGUUCUACCGCACUGGCGACAUCGCAUUAUACAGAAGCGACGGAUCCAUUGAGCUGCUAGGAAGAAAGGAUACCCAGGUCAAGCUACGUGGACAGCGGAUCGAGCUCGGAGAGAUUGAGCACCAAGCGAGACAGACUUCUCCAGAAUUGAAGGAAGUUGCUGUAGAGCUGACUUCUCUUGGCGACAGCGGUCCCAGGUUGGUCGGCUUCCUGGUUCUCAGGAACAGCCAAGCAAAUGGCGAUGGUGUAAUUCUUGACGAUCCGGUUAAGUCACUUAUUCAUGCUGUUAAAAGUCGACUGGAGAGUGUACUGCCUCCUUACAUGGUUCCAUCCGUGCUUCUUCCUAUUCCAAGCCUUCCUCUUACGGCCUCUGGAAAGACCGACAGGAGAAUCCUUCGCCAUAUGGGCUCGUCGCUCAUGGCGCAACAAAUACUGGAUCUGCAGCCGAAUUCAGGAGGGGAGAAGCGACAGCCAAUUACCCAGACCGAAAAAAAGCUGCAGAAGAUCUGGUCAAAAGUGCUCAAGGUCGACCCCGCUACCAUCGGUCUUGAUGUUAGUUUCUUCCAACUUGGUGGCGAUUCUGUUAGCGCCUUAAAGGUCGUGAGCGAGGCUCGCACCUUAGGCAUGAACAUGAAAGUGGCAGACAUUUUCCGCCGGGAUACACUGGUAGAGUUGGCUCAGCAGCAGUCCUUGAAUGCUGAAGACUCCCCCAAGCAACUUGCUGGGGAUGUUCUUGUCGAACCUUCCAUCAAAUCCACUUUGCUAGAGGAUCUCGAGUCAAAAUUCAGCAUCAGCCCCGCAGCUGUUGUGGAUAUCUACCCUCUGACUAGCGUCCAGCAAACGCUUCUGGCUGCCGGCGUGGCAUCUGGACAGUUGGCCGAUUACUUUUACCUCGAUCUUGAUCCCGCCCAGGAUGUAUCAGACUUGGAACAUGGCUGCAUGAGGGCGCUUGAAAAGUUCCCCAUUCUUCGCGCUCGCUUUCUGCAGCUUCAGGGCAAAUUCUGGCAAGUUGUACCCCAGCAGCUCGACAAUGGCUUUAGCGUUUAUAACGUCGUGGGGGAUCUCGAGGACUACUUCCGGAACUUUUGCCUCCAGAACGUGAAAUCCAUUCAACCAACCCAACCGCCUGCCGCAUUCAUUCUCUUCAAACAUGACAAGGGAAUGCGGUUGACCGUGCGGUGGUCACACGCCCAGUAUGAUGCCUUCAGCGCACCUCUUCUUUUCCAGUCGAUCUUCGAUGGUGAUCAAGGGGAAAUUCCUGCGAAGCCAACCUUCCCCAUGUAUCUUUCCUAUGCCGCCGACCAGCGCCCUCAGUCACUUUCCUACUGGAGUCAUUUGCUUCAAGGGUCGCAUCUGACUCCAAUCGGGCCCCAUGUUCGCUCGGGCAAUUCUACAAAUGCCAUGCCUGAACGGGUUUGCGGCGCAGAGGAGGCGCGUUUGGCCCACCGUCCGGGCAAGAUUACUCACGCCACUCUCGUCCGGGCAGCGUGGGCAGUCCUUCUCUCAAACAUGACAGGAGAGUCUGAUGUUAUCUACGGCCAGGUAGUUGCCGGUCGUAACGCCGCAAUUCCAGCCGUGGAGAAGAUUGUUGGGUGCUGUCUGAACAUCCUCCCCGAGCGCGUUGACUUCUCGUCUGUUAAUACUGUUGCGGAGCUCGUUCACGCCGUUCAAGAGCAAUACCUUUCAAUUGGAGACGCAGACUCACUCGACUUCAAGGACAUCGUUGAGUAUUGCACAGACUGGCCAGCUGGUUCGAGUUUCGACACGGUUCUCCACCACCGAAACGUUGACGCAGAACCUGUGAUUCAAACCCCAGCCGGCAUUUCGCGCAUGAAGAUGUUCGAAAACCCGCUCAUUUCUCCAUUCAUUUUUGUUGUAUCGGUCUCGCGGGGUGAAAACGUCGGCAUCGAGUUGUGGGCCAACACUCAUCUCAUGGCCUUGGAGACGGCUAAGAUCAUGGUAAGUAACUUGGCCCGGAUCAUGGAGAAGCUGGUUACUGGCAUGCAUAUGGCCCUGCCGAAGUGGAUGGACGAGGUGGAAUCGAUGGUCUCCUGAUGAUUAUUUAGUCAUACAGUUGUUGCUGCGGAGUGGCACUCGUGGUUAAGUUCCGAUAUAGAUUCAUUUCAUGAAAGUUAAUCUUAACAAAUCGUCAUUACCUUAUCCAUUUCCCAACAUCAUUGUAUCAGACACUACACUCUCCUCUGAUAUCUUUUCCCCGAUAGAGGUCUUGCCCUCAAUGGCAUCUUCUCUUUUUCGCGUCAAUGCCGGACCAAACUCGGUGUAUAUGCAAAUCACAAGAUCCAGGCCCAACCAGCCAAACCAACCCCGAGAAAAACCCCCGAAACACGUUGAACACCAGCGCCAUUGCUAGUCGGCGCCUCUUUAGCAACAGUUGUAGCCACCGAGCCCGUCGCAGUACAAAUACUCGCACCACAAGCAUACCCACUCGGACAACAAUCGCCACCCGCCGUAUCGGCACAGCUAAACCAACCACCGGGACAUUUGCCUGUUGUGCGUGAAGAUCCCGAUGAUGCCGUAGUGACGGGUAUGACUAUCGUUUUCCCGUCGGAGGUGAAAGUCGUCGAGGAUGUUGUUGGGCAGGAGGUCGUGUCGCAGUCGCGGUUCGUUUGGCAGCAGCCUCCGUCGUAGACGGCGGAGCAGGCGUAGAAGCCUGUUGGACAGACGUCGAUACGGGUUGUUGCUGAGUGGGUUGUUGUCGUUAUGCUUGUUCCGCGGGCUGGCGGGGUGAGACUCUCCGUGCUGGUGCUUUUCGUGCUUGAUGUGGAGCUGGUUGAGCGUGUGCUUGUGCUGGAUGAGGUGGAGUGGCUUGUUUGUUGGGAUGUCGUGUGGGUUACUGUCGAGACGGUCACGGUUGAUUCUAUGGUUACCGUAAC